AUGGCGCCCCGGGAAGUUCUAAAGAAAAUGCCGAGUGGCAGCUGGGGUGCCGGUGGCUGGGGAGCAGGCGGCAAUGGCAAGUAUCCCCAACCCACCGCGGCCGAAUGCGAGCAGAUCCGCCAGGAUUUUCACAAGCUCCUGAUCCAGAAGUACGGAACCAUUGCAGGUGCCUGGAAAGUGAUCGACGCCAACCAGGACGGGAAGCUGUCCUUCUUCGAGUUCAUACGCGGCUGCCAGAGCAUGGGCGUGGGUCAAGGUGCCAGGCGCCUGUUUGGCGCGCUGGACUUAGACCGAUCGGGCUUCAUCUCGAUGGCAGAGAUUGAUCCGCCGCUGGCGGAGAUGAUGACGAGCCUGUCCGUAACCAUCUGGUCCGUUUUCGGCACUGUGGAGAAGGCUUGGGUGAAGUGCUUCAACACGAAAGGCAAGCUGAGGAUCUCGGAGGAGGAGUUCAUUGCCGCUACGCGGGAGCUCGGGUUCCGAGGCAAUGCCUCACACCUUUUCGGUGAGUUGGCGACUGAGAAGGCUAGCACAGGCAUUUCGCGUGGGGAGUUUGGCUUCCUUCACAUCUGGAUUGCAAACGGACAGCCUGAUCGCAUCGGCAGCGAGGAGAAGGAGUCGCGUUGGGCAAAACCGGUCGAGCAGUGGUUGCCUCCUGUGAGCCCACCCGAGGAGAAAGACUGGCGCAGGCAGUUCAAGAUGCUCCUGCUCAAGUCCUACCAGAACUACGUCCGCGCCUGGCGUCAGGGCCUGGACAGGGACAGAAACGGGCAGCUGGACUACAACGAGUUCAAGCUGGCAGUCAAGGAUGUUGGGUUCGCCGGGAACGCGCGUGAACUGUGGCACCAGCUGGAUGAGAACGGCAAUGGGGUCGUGAGCCUCUGGGAGCUUGACCUCGGUACCGCCGAACUGCUCCACGACUUUCACGAAUGUGCAGAAGCCAGUUAUGGCUCCUGGGAGGCGACGUGGCACGAGGUGAUGGACCUUAGGGGAGACGACCGGGUGAAGAUGGCCGACUUUCGCUACGGGUGCCAGGCCAUGGGCUACAAGGGCGACAUCAACCUCAUGUUCGACCUCCUCGACGUGGACCGGACGAAGUUCUUAACCUGGGCCGAGACAGCUUGGAUUUCCGGAGCGGAGAUACCGACAAGCCCACCUCAACGUAUCGACGUGGGCAUGAAGACGAUCUCGGGGAACUUCGCCAAGCUCACAAAGCAGCAGCAGAGGCGAGCAGACGCCGUGGCUCGCGACUUCCGCGUCCGCACGAAGCGCUUUGAGGGCCGCGCGCGGGGCGAGCUGCCCGACAGCAGCCCGAAUGCCGGCACCAGCAUCUUCUCGCGUGGCUUGAAGUUCAAUGAGCACCUUCCCAAAGCUCGGUCCAUGGGCGCCCUGCCACCUUCGAUGGCCUCCACCACGACUUCUUGGCGCAGCCAGAAGUCCGCCGAGCCAGAGCUUCCAGAUUGGCUGCUGAUCUCCGAGGGCCGCCUGCGGUCGCCGCAGCCGAAGCCCAAGGUGGACCUUUCCUUCCCCCUGGCGCCACAGUGCCCAGGCAAGGGCGGAUGGCCGUGUCGAAAGCUGCGGCUUGUCGACACCUUUUGGGGCGGAAGCAAGGACAUCGGCAAACUCCUAACUCCGCUGAGCCAGGGGGCCGUCUUGCCAGAAGACCUCGAACGAUGGCAGAAGAUGAGUAUCGAGGAUUAA
Molecule: messenger RNA, 1698 nt
Organism: Symbiodinium natans
Lineage: Eukaryota; Dinophyceae; Suessiales; Symbiodiniaceae
Source: the annotation of a GenBank genome assembly